This is a messenger RNA of Talaromyces proteolyticus, 915 nucleotides long. Its product is annotated as putative FG-GAP repeat protein. NCBI's taxonomy places the organism in Eukaryota, Fungi, Ascomycota, Eurotiomycetes, Eurotiales, Trichocomaceae. The record is from RefSeq and is a predicted model, not a curated record. The transcript has a single exon. The coding region runs from base 1 to 915 and encodes 304 amino acids.
AUGCAUACCAAAAUUUCCUUUUUUCCCCUUCUCCAAGCCUUUUGGCUCUCAUACACAGCAGUUGCAGCACCCUAUGAGACUCGUAUUUUCGAGGCUGGCACUACCUUUGUUGCCCCCGAAGUUCAUGGAACAUGGGCUCUGGCUCCUUUUGUUCGAACUUCCCCUCCAGAUCUUACAUACAUCAAAACCAGCAACACUGGUACAGGCACCGUCGAAGUUCAUGUAGCCUCCGGCUCUUCAAAGUACAAAACCCGGAUCCAAGAGACCGGAUCGACCUUUUUGGAAGAAGAAAAUGGCACCUGGCAACUCGUCGACUUUGAUGGUGACGGAAAACUUGAUUUGAUCUAUAUCAAGACAUCGAAUACCGGCACAGGCUAUGUCGAGGUCCAUGUUGCCUCUGGGUCCUCUACAUAUCAGACGCGAAUUCUCGAGACGGCCACCACCUUUGUUGAGGAAAACAACGGACAGUGGCAGCUGAUUGACUUCAACGGCGACGGUAAACUGGAUCUUGUUUAUAUCAAAAACCAGAAUACUGGCACAGGCUAUGUUGAGGUUCAUGUUGCCUCGGGAGCAUCCAACUUCCAGACGCGUAUCCAGGAGGUCCCUACUACUUUCGUAGAAGAAAAUAACGGAGUAUGGCGGCUUGUGAACUAUCAACACAGUGGACAUUUGGACCUUGCUUAUAUCAAAGAUCAAAACGCCGGAUCUGGCAAGGUGGAAGUCCAUAUUGCAUCUGGUGCCUCUACCUACAAGACUCGCGUGCAGGAGGUACCAACGACAUUUGGAGAGGAGACGGAUGGAGCCUGGCAGCUUAUCGAUUGGAAUGCGGAUGGUGUCCUUGAUCUUGUAUUCAUCAAAACUAGCAAUACAGGCACCGGUGACGUCGAGGUGCAUGUUGCGUCUGGAGCCUCCUAG